UCCUCCCAUUUUGCUUUUCCUUCGUUGUAUCUUUGUUCUCCUCAGCCGUACACAUUCCUUCACUUCCACAGUUUCUUGCUGCCUUCUUCCUCCCCUUUGUAAUAGAAUCACCUAUUCCAAUCGCAAAAUGCUCUGAGCAUCGUUUCUGUUUGAUUCCCUUCACUGUUCGACUUUCCUGCGACUCUCGGCACUCUGCUGCUUGAACCAGCUAUAUCCCAUGGCGUCUUCGGAGAAUUUGGCCAGUAUCGACCCUUGGACCUUCCGACCCCCCUUCGCUGAAUCCUGGUUUACUGACGCGUUCUCUCGCGAGACCGAAACGCUCACGAAAGCGCUGCAGAAAUCGCUCUCCGGCACCAAUCCGGAGAUGCUGACAUCCGACACGAUUUCUCCGUUCAUGGACCUCGUCAAACCCGAUACGUCUCCGACCCCAACGGUUUCGGGUCUUUCAGGUUCGGACCAGGACGCGGUACCGAAACGCCAGCGGAGCUCGAUUCCGCCGGUUGCUGGAGGGAAGGUGUCGAAGCGCAAGUCACGCGCGUCGAAGAGAUCGCAGACGACUUUCAUAACAGCGGACCCGGCGAACUUCCGGCAGAUGGUGCAGCAGGUGACCGGCGUCAGGCUGGGGAACUCGCAGAUGCCAAUGGCACCGAUCCUGAAGCCGGAGCCACAGCGACUGGGCAACCGCGUGCCAGUGAGCGGCGGAGCAGGGGGCUUGCCGACGCUGGACACCUCCGCAUUCUUGCUGGAUCAUCACCAGCAGCAGAUGGUGGGACCCGCGUCUGCGGCUGCCGGGGCUGGGUUCUCAGGGUCGGCCCCACUUCCUUUCGCACCCUCCGUCGGGGUAGUGGAUGGUGCUAGUAUCGGUUCCGCAGGUUUAGAUUUUGAAACUUUGGCGAGCUUUCCCACUCUGGAGUCUUCUUGGAAGUUAUGUGAGAUUCUGCGUUACGUUAUGUCCCAAUUUUUUUGCCUUUUCAUAGGCUUAAUUGGGGUCCCAGUCGUCUGGAGUGGAAGAUGGGUUAGAGUCGGUCUGUAAAUUUGGCAAGGAAGUGACUCUAGUGCUUCUUUAACCCUUUUUUCCUUUUAGAUUUUUCUUGUUACAUAGUCUAUCUGGGGGUGUAUUGGAUAAUUUAGAUAUCAUUACCUAUGUAUCAAUGCCAUUCCAUGUUUAUGUAGCAGUACCGUCAACAAUGUGGUGUUGGUAUCUUUGGCA
Messenger RNA from Prosopis cineraria, 1210 nucleotides. RefSeq names its product calmodulin-binding protein 25-like. The coding region runs from base 218 to 1033 and encodes 271 amino acids. Gene Ontology annotation, cellular component: nucleus. The record is from RefSeq and is a predicted model, not a curated record. Gene Ontology annotation, molecular function: calmodulin binding. The transcript has a single exon. Gene Ontology annotation, biological process: response to osmotic stress. NCBI's taxonomy places the organism in Eukaryota, Viridiplantae, Streptophyta, Magnoliopsida, Fabales, Fabaceae.